Molecule: messenger RNA, 744 nt
Organism: Fonsecaea erecta
Lineage: Eukaryota; Fungi; Ascomycota; Eurotiomycetes; Chaetothyriales; Herpotrichiellaceae
Exons: 4
Coding region: 1-744 (247 amino acids)
Source: RefSeq, a predicted model, not a curated record
AUGACGGUGGUAGAGGAAGAAGAACCAGUCAUUGCGGGCCCGUUCGCGCUGUACGACGGGUCUUUUGUCUUGGAGUUUCUCCAGCCGAAGCCGUCGAGGAAUGCGUCAGUAUUGAUGCGGACGACGUAUAAACAUGAUCACCCUCUGUGCAAGAAAGGGAAAGGCCAUCCUCAGUCACCGCCUUUGCACCUGCACUUCCAACAAUACGAGGCUUUUUCUGUGCUCAGCGGCGAAGUCGGCACCACGACGACCUACUCCAGGAUCGACACCAUCCACAACGCCCAGAACACGCCCGACUCAAACCCGCACCACGUUGAGCCCUACCUGCCUCACACAUUCUGGCCGUCGCCCAACGCGACGGAGGACAGCACGUUUCUGCUCUGGGCGCAUCCGAACCCCGAUGACAUGGACGACAAGAUGGAUCGCCUCUUCUUCCAGACGCUGCUGAUGUACGUCAGCGAUAUCAGCGAGGGCAAGGAGCAGUUAAGUGUGUUGCAGAUCAUGUUGAUCCAACAUAUCUCCGCCACCGCACUGAUCAUGUUCCCGGGGCUCUCGUUCCUCGGGCCUCUCCGGUGGUGGGUCCCCUGGAUGUUCCAGUGCCUGUGCAGCCGCAUCGCCUUGUGGACGGGCAGGACGCCGCUCAUCAAGAAAUACUUGGCCGCGGAAGAUUGGGAGGAUGAAGAGGUCCAGGAGCGCAAUGGCCUGUCAAAAGAGAAGAAGAAGAAAAUGAAGAAGGAUCCAUGA